This is a messenger RNA of Closterium sp. Naga37s-1, 746 nucleotides long. The record is from the annotation of a GenBank genome assembly. NCBI's taxonomy places the organism in Eukaryota, Viridiplantae, Streptophyta, Zygnematophyceae, Desmidiales, Closteriaceae.
CGUAUGAGACAAAGGAUGUGAUUCAGUGGACCAAGGAAAAGAGGGAGGAGAUUCGCGAGAGACCUAAGGAGGGGCUGGAUGGAUUGAUGACCAAGGGGCUAAAUGCUGCUGUGGACGUGGCCCAAUGGUAUGUCGACACACGGGCAGACCUGGAAGAGCGCAUUCAUAAGUUCAACCAGCCGGCAUCCGAUCGACUCCUCCCUGACCUCACACCCCAGGAAGCGCACGUGUACACGCUCGUGCUGGACCUAGAAGGAACCCUCGUGCAUUCUGAGUGGAAGAGGGACCGCGGGUGGCGCACGUUCAAGCGGCCGGGCGCAGAGGCGUUUCUGGAACGAAUGGAGCAGUUCUUUGAAGUUGUUGUGUUUUCGGAUCAGCUGAAUCUGUCAGUUGACCCGAUUCUGGACCGGCUGGAUCAGAAGGGGUGCAUUCGCUACCGGCUCUACCGGGAUGGGACUCUCUACACUGACGGGAACUAUGUGCGGGACCUAUCCAAGCUCAACCGUGAUCCAAACAAGGUCAUCUACAUCAGCUCUCUGCCCGAGUCAGUGCUUCAGAAGGAGAAUCUCGUCCCUCUCUCUGCGUGGAAGGACACCGGAGCAGAUACUGCACUCCUAGACCUACUCCCCUUCCUCGAGUGUGUGGCGCGGCAGCGGCCGGCGGAUAUACGGGUGGUGCUGCAGUCAUAUGAGGGGCAGGAUAUCCCCACUGCCUUUAAAGAGCGCUCCAAACUCAUGCAAAAGUGA